AUGAGCGGCUCCUCCCCCUUCGCUCUAGUGCUGCUGCUCUGCCUGCUGUCGGUCUCUGACGCAUCGCGCUUCCGGUUCACGCUGACAUCUCGGACCGAGGAAUGCUUUUUAGAAGAAGUGAAUGCCCGCUCGUCCGACAACACGAUUCUUUUCCGCUUCGCCGUGCUCGAACCCGAGAGCUACGAUCUGGUUGACGUUGUGGUCAAAAGUACGUCGCAGCGUGAAGUGCUCAAGUGGAAGGCCGAACAGACCAACUUUGCAUCGGCUGCCGUGCGCGAAAACGGGAUGUACCACCUGUGCUUUCGCAAACUCAAAGGCGCGUCGUCGACGAUCACGCUCUUCUACUCUUUCGACUUCAUCCUGACUGGAGUUCAAAGCUUGACGCUGGCGCCUGAUGUUGCGGCAACAGUGAGCGUGGACGAACCUCAGGUCCCGAUAUACACGCACAUGGCAGUGACGACAGUGAAAGGCCAGGCUAGUAAGUUGGGGGUGAUGGAGUUCGACCUGACCGACGUCUCGCACAGUAUCAUGCAUAGCAAUACUCGUGUUCGACUGCUGCUGACCGUCGACAGUAUCACUGGUGGCGAGACAGUGGACAUUGCCUUGGCGCUGCUGCCCGACCGUUUAGAACACCCUGUCACGUGGGAUACUUUAGGAGAUUACGUGACCGGAGGCUACGUUAGCCAUCUGAUCAGUUUUGAUGGGACGGAGCUUGGCGGGCAUGUUUCGUUUGAUAUCACUGACGUUUUCGAUACCAAGCUGACGGAAAAGGCGGCGACAAUCGCUUUCUCGAUCCAUGCAGAUGAGAACGGUGACGCUGUUGUGAUUGGUAUCGCACGCCAUGGAUCCGAGGACCACUUUCCUCAAAUUGUUGUUGAAGACUUGGGGUUGGAGCUUAUGCACGAGGUGGCAUACUUCCAGGCGUCGGUCUUUACCCUUCGUGGUGAUGUAUCGCUUAUCAAACACCGAGAACGACUCAGUCGUGAUGCUGCGGAAAGCACAAACUCGCGUGUGAAGUGGAUGUCUCUGAUCACGAACGUCGUGCUCGUGGGUAUUGCGUUCGGUCAGGUAAUCUACAUUCGCAGUGUGCUUGAAAACGGCGUUUGA
This is a messenger RNA of Peronospora matthiolae, 1107 nucleotides long. Lineage: Eukaryota; Oomycota; Peronosporomycetes; Peronosporales; Peronosporaceae. The record is from the annotation of a GenBank genome assembly.